UCUUGUUUGUGUUGUCAUUGUGUUAAUGUGAGUGUUUUUCGUGAGUGUUAACACCCUCUCUGUACUGCAGCAUCCUGUCGCAUACGCGGCUGCUGUUAAACACGGAAAUUAGUGUUAGUCCAGGACGCGCUCUACAACCAUGUCGAGCUCACUGGUCGUGUGUGAGGUGGAUCCAAGCCUGACGGAGAAACUGAAGAAGUUUCGUUUUCGGAAGGAGACCACCAACGCCGCCAUACUGAUGAAAAUUGAUAUGGAGAAACAGCUGGUCAUAUUAGAAGAGGAAUAUGAGGACAUUUCUCUGGACGAUCUGCGAGAAGAGCUUCCAGAGCGCCAGCCUCGAUACAUAGUGUACAGCUACAAGCUAACGCACUCCGACGGCCGAGUGUCCUACCCGCUGUGUUUCAUUUUCUCCAGUCCUGUGGGCUGUAAACCGGAGCAGCAGAUGAUGUACGCCGGCAGUAAAAACAGGCUCGUUCAAUCUGCCGAGCUCACCAAGGUUUUUGAAAUCCGUAACGCAGACGAUCUCUCUGAGGAGUGGCUGAAGGAGAAAUUGUCAUUCUUUCGCUGAAAUAUUUGACUGUUCAGGAUCAGCGCUCCAUCCGUCUGUAUACCGAAGACGAUUAUAUUGGAAUAACCUCACAGCUGAUCUCAGACCAGUGGAGAAAAGGCAGUCAUGCAUUUGUAUUAACAUUUGUUUUCAAUGGAAAUUGUACAAUAAAGCUUAUGUGAACUUAA
Tachysurus fulvidraco (yellow catfish) is the source of this 735-nucleotide messenger RNA. It is a transcript of the gene gmfg, whose product is annotated as glia maturation factor, gamma. Gene Ontology annotation, biological process: actin filament debranching; negative regulation of Arp2/3 complex-mediated actin nucleation. Lineage: Eukaryota; Metazoa; Chordata; Actinopteri; Siluriformes; Bagridae. Gene Ontology annotation, cellular component: actin cortical patch. Gene Ontology annotation, molecular function: Arp2/3 complex binding; actin binding. The transcript is spliced from 7 exons. Bases 140 to 568 code for a protein of 142 amino acids. The record is from RefSeq and is a predicted model, not a curated record.